UUCAUUGCCGAGGAGUUUACGGACGCGUCGGGGGCUUUCUCUCCCCCCGAGUUAUCCCCCAGUUUACCUUCGGACGAGCCCGUAAUGGACUACUCCAGCUCUCCCCGCAACCUGGAGCGAUUUUAAGAAGCGAUUGCAAUUUUUUUUUUUUUUUUUUUUUUUACCUCCUUCCCCCUUGGUUUUCUCCAUUCAAGUCGGCAGGAUGGCUGAGCAGGAGCCCGAGUCGCCCGGAGCACUAGAGACGCCGUCAUAGCCGGGAUCGUUCUUUUCGGAAUAGGGGGUUUGUCCGAACGGACCGUUUCUUUUUACAACUUUCCCCUCCGCGGAUAAUGGAUGGCAGAGAUUUCGGACCCCCCCGAUCCGUCCACGUACCGCCGCCGUUGUUGGCGGGGCUCGCGAUGGAGUCCCACCGACUCGGAGCGGCGGCGGCCGCCGGGAGGAUCCCUCCCUCGCCCGGUCACUUGGGCGCGAGUCAUCCGCCGCCUCUCCACUCUGGAAAAUUCCUGCCAUCGGCCAUUAACCUACAUCCACACCACAGUGAUGCCUUCCCGACAGGCUCCAGUCCCUUCCUGUCAGGUUAUCCAGGCCACUCCCCCCUGACCUCUGACCCCACGUACAGGUCGGCCAAUCCCAGCAGUCUGCAGAUGGCUCAGCUCUGGGCAUCACACGCUCAUGAAGGUUACCCCCCGCUGCCCAGCAGCCUGUACUCCAGCCCCUACCUGUCUCUGGGGCACCUCGAUCCUCCCUCGCUGUCCCAGCACACUCUCUACGACUCACAUAAAGAGGGUUUUUACCUACAAGCCUCCCUAAGGCAGUCCCCUCUCCAUCCACCGCCUGCGCCAUCUGCCCCGUCCAGCUCUACACCCCCUCAGAGGACAUCCCGGGAUUGCGGUAGGGACCGUCUCUACCGGGCUGAGAGGGAGAGAGAGAGGGAGCGUGAGCGGUCAAGAGAGGAGCAGCGACCCCACAGUGUGGUCGACCUGACGCAAGAUCGGAGGAGCGAGGAGGAGCGCCGGGCAAGGAGUGGAGACCGGGAACGUGAAAAAGAAAGGGAUCGGGACACGGAGAGAGACAGAGAUGGAUGGUGUUUUCAUCCUCACCUCCACCAGCAGAAAUCACACUCUCAGGCCUCCACAGUGGAGGCCAGACCCAGGCCAUCACCUCCACAGCCCUCCUUCCCUUCAGGUGGGCAUGCUGGGAGGUUCCACGGACCAGAAACUGACAGGGGGGGGCGUGAUGAAGAGGGCGUCUCUCGACCCCAUCACAACCAUAACGCAAAUCACUCAAACACUCUAUCAGACAGACUGAGACGCAAUGACUCAGCGGCUACGUCCGCUGGGAACCUCCAACUCUCUUACGCCCUUCCCCCUGCGCUCCAGCCCUGUGUCGCUGGUCUGCCCCACACCUCUGCACCCAGAGACCCUAUCAGAGAGCAGCGAGUCAGCGCACCGACAUAUGUGCCUUCUGUGGAGGUUUACGACGAGCGGGCCGGGCCCAUCCAGAUCGCCUCACAGGCCCGUGACAACAAACACAGCGACAAACACAGAGACCGAGAGCGUGUAAGAGACCAAGAGCGUGAAAGAGACAGAGACCGAGAGCGUGAAAGAGACAGAGACCAUGAGAGAGACAGGGAGCGUGAACAGGAGAGAAUCAGAGAGCGUGAACGGGAGAGAGUCAGGGAGCUAGAACGGGAGAGAGAUCGGGAGAGGGAGAGCUACAGGUUUCCUCAGAGGAGCCUGAUGGAUCAUCCUCGACUCUCCCAGUCUGGCGAUUCAGGCAAUCAAAGAGAGGAAGGCUCUGUUAUUUGUUCCAACGGUUCAUUUGCGAAGCGGGGCCAGGACACAACAUAUUCCUCCAGUCAAUCAAGGUACAGCCCUGAGACCAGGGACAUCUCGCAACACUCAAUCCGAUUGGGUAUAGAGCGGGCGGGGGCGGAGCCUAAGUGGAAUAACAUCAGCCCGUUGGCCAACUAUGCCACCAAUCACAUGGCUGCUCUGGCAGCCCAACACGGACACACACUCCCCUCACCCCACAGCCAACCUACACAGACACAAAUGUCCCAUUCCCCUCAUACGUCCCACCGGCCCAACAAUAACCCACACUCUCACAGCCACUCUCCCCAGACACAUACCCCCCAACACGGACAUGGGCGUGCAGGUGAGGAGGGGGGUCAGAGACGCUACCUGGACCCAUCCGCUCUCUACCGACCUGGGGGCUCUCUGGCGGGAGGGUCUAGUGGUGGAGAGCGAGGUGGGGGAUCUGACUCGGACCCCUCGGAGGUUUCAGCCAUGCAGAGUCUGAUUAAAUAUAGUGGGAACUUUGCCGCUGAAGGUCCUGGGUCGUCCAGGCACGCCGCGGACGGCCGAGGGCCCUUUGGAGGUCUGGGUAACAUUGGCACGGAAGCUGAGAGAGAGAGGGAGCGGGAAAAAGAGCGGGAGAGGGAGAGGGAAAGAGAGAGGGAGAGAGACAGGGAAAGGAUAGCAGUCGGAUCAGGGGGUUCAGGGGCGUUGAGGGUUCCUCCCCAGCUGAAGAGGGAGCAGGAGCGACCGGACAGCGCCCGCUCAUUUGGCCGGGAGGGGGAUGGCGAGGUGCGCCACCCUCCAGUUGGUAUCGCCGUUGCUGUGGCCCGGCAGAGGGACAGUGGGAGCACCAGUAAACCAACCAGUGGACCUUCAGACACACAGAGACCCCUACUCCAAUCAUCUAUUAAAGAUGAGGAGCGAGGGGAGGACCGCGCUCGUCACCAUGACGACAGACUUCUGGCGUGUCGGCUGGAGCGCGAGCAGGAGAAAGUGCUCAGAGAGUCCAAAGGGCUGGCAGACUUUACUCAAAUGCACCAGGCCCCUUUGUCUGGCGGCCUGACACCCAGUAUGAUGACACCCAGCCUCAUGACCCCCAACCUUAUGGUGACAGGAGGGGCUGCCCUGGGGGGAGCAGGGCGUUGGCCUCCCGACCCCUCAACUCUGACCUCUCACCCGUGGAUGCCCCGGCCAGGAGCCCCCCCAGUCUGGCUCUCCAGCACGCCAUACAGCCUCGGUCCCUCCUCACUCCACCAGACCCUCCCCCCAGGCUACCCGCCCUCUCUGCCAGGCUCCUUGCCACCUUCCUACCAGUUUGCCAGGGACCCACAGUCUGGACAACUAAUAGUCAUCCCUACUGAACACCUGCAACACUAUGGAGGUGACGUGCUGGAGCGUGGAGCCCCGGUGUGGUCGGGGGUGUACGGUACAGGCAGCUCGCUGCAGCACGCUGCCCAGCUCCAGCUGCUCUCCCAGCACCAGAUGCUGCGGCAACAGGAGCUGCUCAUGAUCCAGCAGCACACGGCGCAGGUCCUGGAGUUGCAGAGGAGUGCACAGCUAGUCGAGCGUUUAAAGGCCAGCGAGCACCGACCAGAAAUGGAAGACAAAGCAGACAAGCGGAACACAGAACCCAAACCCAGACCCUCCUCGAUAUCUUCACCGUCUCCCUCACCCGUUCUGCAUCCCCGCAAACCGCCCCCUCCGUCUCGCACGCCGACCCCGUCCACGUCCUCCCUCACCCCGCUGCCUCCGCUCCCCUCACCGGUGACCACCCUCAAGUCGGAGGAAGUGGGGCAGAGAGUGCUGGCGCGCUCACCCGCGCCCCUGCCUCACCCGCCUUCCCCCUGCUCAGCCUCGCCACCCCCAUCCUCCCCACGGCGGCCUAAACAGGAGGUGGUUGAGGAGGAGGGGGCGGUGGAACGGAGGGAGCAGAGGGAGGGAAAGAAGCCGGGCUCUGGGCCCUUUCAGGGCAUCUACUCUGAUGUUCCCCCAGGUUACCCUUACCAGUCUAUCACUGCCCCUUUUGGCUCACCUUUCCCCUCUUAUCACAUCCCAGCACCCACAGGGACAAACACAGAACUUGUCCCCACCCACAGCUCCCGCUCUCCACCCUCAGCUGCCCCGUUGCCCUCAGCGCACCUCCAUUCAAGGCUCCUGGACAUGGAUGUCAAGCCACAGAAACUAGAGCCAUCAAAGAUGGGAUCUUUCCUCAAAAAGGAACCCGGCGUGGAGCGGCCUCAGCUGGACAUGACGCCAGAACCUCUGGGUCCCCUUCGCCGGAGCCGCAGCCCCAUCCGAGCCAGCCAAGACAGUGAGACAGAUGUGGAAGCCCCAAAGCCCAAGCCCCAGCCUCAGCCGCUACCACUGCACGUCCCCAGUCCUCCACCGCAACAAUGUAAAAGGCUAGAAGAAGCCAGGGAAGAACAGAAGGAAGGGGGCCAAAUAAAAAUGGAAGUGUCAUCUUACCCCUGUCAGGCAGCAUAUCCUUUACCCCCUCCACUCACAGAAGCUGAGCCCAAACCAAAGGCCGUCAAGGAUCUAGAGCGAACGCGAUAUCCACCAUGCAUCACUGCAGAUUCAGACUGCCAGGAAUCUACUCAGAACAAUGUGCUCCUCAAGCAAACCACCAGCACCGUGUGUGAACAAGAACGGCCAGACACUCUAAUCGACUCGCACACUCCUAGUCACAAAGAAAUUGCCGCCGACAUCCCAGUUUAUUCUCCUGCCACCUCCAACUCUCCGCUCCCGCUGCUCUUCGGCCCCGAGGAUCCCAUGGCAGGGAUGCUCGCCCUGCUGACCGCCAGUGAGAUGGCCACCCAAGCCCGCCCCGACACCCCACCCGCCCCAAUACUCCUACCACAGAUAGAAAACCUUCCCGCAGGGCCCCUGGAGAUGGUGGCACUCGAGGGGAUGGCUCUGCUCAGCCAAAUGGCCCAGAGAGAGAUGGAGCAAAUAAACCAGGGGCAAGAUUUGACAUUGGAGGGCCUGGACUGUCUUCUUGAGGCAAGUAGACAGAUCCUGUUGGAGGCCAUAGAGAAACAGUCCCACAUUGAUCUGCCCAGAACACUGGACCCCAGUAAGAAGUACAGCUGGAGGCAGAGGAAGGAGGAGCCGCUGUAUGGUAAAAUGUCUGUGGACAUGCUGGACGCAGUGGAAGUGGAAUAUCGUGUCCACCUGGCCGAGCUGCAGAAGACGUACAGGGAGAAGCAGAGAGAUCUGAGCAAGCUGCAGCGACGCAGGGACAAGCAAGAGCGACAGCAGCAGGAGGACGAGAGGCGGAGUCUCACCAGACGGGGCAGGGGGCGACCCAGGAAGAGAAAACAUUUGGCCACAACUCCCAAACUGGACAGCAGGCCUGGAAAGGUGGGUAGAACGGUGCAAUACUCUGAGGACUCCGAAGCUGGGGAAGGACAGAGGAAGAGGUUCCGCGUGUCCAGAGAGGAGGAGGACACAGAGGCAGGAAGUGGAGGAGUGAAGGUGAAGAAGAAGAAAAAGAAGAAGAAGAGCUGGAAUGACCAGGAGCCAUCCACCAGUCAUGCUCUGGAGGUGUUGAGGGCAAAGCGCGGCCAUGUGUGUGAGCAGGAGCAGCUGGCGUCAGACCUCGACAGGGCUCUCUCGCUCUCGCAGCUCGGCUCGCUUGGCGCAUCCCGAAAACUCGCCUCCAACACAAAAUUGGACAAGUCGAAGGGCAAGUCCGCAGACAGUCGGACGAAAGAGCGCACCAUGCAUUCCCCCGCCAAGGGAGGGAAACAAAACAUGGCCGCCAAGGCUUCAACUUCAGAGACCGUCCAGAAGGUGAAAGGUCAGAAGAAGACCACUCUGUUCUCUCCUACGAGAUCAGAGCUCAGCAGCUGCUCCAACAACUCCGAUUCAGAGGAGCACAGUUCUGCUCGAGGGGGCUGGCCCCCUCUCUCUGGGACGCGUUCCCACGGCAACCUGACCAGGAAGAGGCGGCCCGGAUCGUCGCCGCCGUCCCUGCUGUCCGGCCAGAAGUCUCACAAGAAGAAACACAAGCACUUAUCCCUGCUGCUGGAGGAAGCGGGCCUCAGCUCCUCAGACGACUCCUUCGACCAAGAAACCUCUGAGGACGACAAGGACGAGUCUGACUCAGAUGCCGGCGGCUGUGAGGAGAGUGGGCUGGGUCUGCUGGCCAGGUUUGCGGCGAGCGCGCUCCCCUUCACCUCGGCCCCCUUGAGCCUCCUCCAUGACGGCAAACACUGCAUAAGGCAGAGCACUCUGGGUUCAUCGGAGUGCGAGUGGUCAGACUCUGGCUCUGACUUGCGACUGAGGAAGUUCCCCUCUCUGCUGCACGGGAAACGCUCCGCCCCAGAGCUUCCCCUGUUGCCCCCGGCAACGCGGCGCACCUACCAGACCAGCCCCACCAAGCGAGAUGAAGCGCUGCCGGCCAAACGCAAGCCGCUGCCCAAACCACGGCCCUCGCCCCGGUCGCCCCGACGAUUUAGCUUCGACCUCGCCAGCGGCCUUGGGUUCGGAGGCUUCAGCGAGGACGAAGCCUGGAACCGGCGGCGCAGCGAGAGGAUUUUCCUCCACGACGCAACCACCUCGGCGAGUCAGAUGCCUGUGCCAGCUCCUGUUUCCGCCAAUCAGAGCUCCUCCUCCUCCAGCUCAGCCCCACCUCUGACGCCGAAGCCCGUCUCCAGGCCCAAACCCACUACGCCCAGCAAAGAGGGCAAAGACGUGGUGAAAAAAAAGAAGCUGAAAGAUUCUCCUCUGCCCGUGAGCCCAUCCACCCUGUGCAGUCCAGUCCCGGACCCCGCGCCGCUGAGCCUCAGCCCCGCACGCAAGAGCCAACCGAAAGCCAAGACCAAGGCCAGAGAGCCGUCCAGGGGAGCGGUGAGCCGGCUGAUGGAGAGCAUGGCGGCGGAUGAAGACUUCGAGCCCAACCAGGACAGCAGCUUCAGCGAAGACGAACUGCUCCCACCGCGCAGCCGCAGCGUGUCAGAGCGGGCGUCCCCACUGGCUCCAGUGCAGUGUGUGCUUGACAAGGACUCUCUGGUGGACGGACUCAGAGUUUUGAUCCCGAUGGACGACCAGCUAUUGUACGCCGGGCAUGUGAACACGGUACACUCCCCCGACAUAUACAGCGUGGUGGUGGAGGGAGAGAGAGGGAACCGGCCACACAUCUACUGCUUGGAACAACUGCUGCAGGAAGCUAUCAUCGAUGUGAAGCCUCCGUCCGUGCGCUAUCUCCCAGAAGGCACUCGCAUCGCUGCGUACUGGAGCCAGCAGUACCGCUGCCUCUACCCCGGGACUGUUGUCAGUGGAAGUUCAGAUAUUGACGAGAACGACGAUCUCAUCACGGUGGAGUUUGACGAUGGCGACACAGGCCGCAUCCCCCUCUCCCACAUCAGACUGCUGCCACCAGACUACAAGAUCCACUGCGCUGAGCCAUCCCCUGCGCUGCUCGUGGCCAGCUGCUCCAGGAGGAGAGUCCGCAAGUGCAGCAAAGAGGGCAAAGACGCAGCGACGAAGCCAGAGGAGACAACUCCUAAGAUUAAAGGAAAACCUGGUCGCAAACCCAAACCCAAACCAGAGACCUCCAUGAACCCAGAUGGCCGAGAGAAAACGGAUCCUCUGCCUUCCUCCGCCCAGCCUGCAGAGAGACCACAGGCUCCAGCUAAACCUGUCCAGGACAGGACCUCCUCUGUCCAGAAGCCAGGUCAAGAGAAGCCCCGCCCUGCGUCCCGGCCAACAAUGGGAACGCAGGCAAAGCCGGGCCGCAAGAGCUCCACCACAUCGCCCACAGGUAGCCCUACCCUUGCCAACCCGGUGCCCAGGAAGAGCAGCUCAACUCCUGCUUCUAAACCAGCCCGCACUCUCCCUCCCUCCCUCUACCCUUCCACCUACGGAAAAGUCCUGACUGUGGACUUGUACAGUGAGCCCAACCUCAGCUCGUACAACAACCAGCGUAGAGAAAGAGAGAAUACCAAUGGUGUCAGUCCCACGACCAACAGACCCAUGUCCAGACCCAUGGCGACAUCUACUGCGACCAAGCCCGGUGCCUCAUCCACAGCCAGACCCUCCUCUGCCUCCACACCCAAAAUCAAACCGUCCUCUGACCAUCACAGCGGCUCCAGACCAGGCCUCAACCCUGGACUCAUUCCCAGCCCCAUCUCCAGGCUGUCAACGGCCAAACCCGCCUCUUCUCUGACUCCCAGACCUUCAUCAUCCUCAUUGUCAUCGUCAUCUGCCCCCAGACCCAAACUAAAGAUGCCAUCCGACCAGCUGUCCUCCAGACCCAGUCCUAUCUCCAGGCCCAAGCCCAGCCCGGCUCAAAGUGACGGGGGAUCAGCAGCAAGGCGAAAGUCCCUGCCUGCAGAGCCCCUCGUGAAGCUGGACCACGAAGGUGUCACAUCGCCCAAGACCAAGAAGACAAAGGCUCUGAUGUUGCUAGAGGGUCGCGACAUCAGGCGAGAUCACACGCCCAUCGCCGCUGCCUCGGCCAAUCAAAAACUGCACAAAACAAAGCAAAGAGCUCCGGAGAGAGACACUAGCCUGCCAGAGAAAGACUCCACCUACAAAGCACCGGUGCUGGCUAAGGAGAAGGAAGACUGUCGUGGAGGGGCUGGAAGGGAACAGGAGAAGGACGCCAGAGAGGAGAAAGUUAAAAAAGAAGAGAGAAAGGAGGUGGAGAAGAGAAAGGAAAGAAAGAUGAAGGAGGAGUCUCAGAGUAGCAGCAGUUCCGAGUCGGAGGAAGAAGGUGACAAAGGGAAGAUAAAGAAAAAGAAGAAAUGCACCUCGAGCUGCUCUUCCUCCUCCUCUUCUUGCUCUGGUUCCUCCUCAUCCUCUUCAUCAUCCUCGUCCUCGUCGUCCUCCUCUUCCUCUACCGAUGACUCCUCCUGCAGCUCCGAUGAAGAGAGGACCCCUCCGCCUCCACCUGGCCCCGUCUCCUCGGCUCCAGCACAGGACAAGCCGAGAGAAGAGACUAAAGAAGAAGAGGAAGAGGAGGUGAAGAAGGACGUGGGGUUAAAAAUGGAGAUGGAGGAGGAGGAGGAGGAGGAAGAUCUGUCACCCCCCUCACGAUCUCCUUCCCCGUCAACCUCUCCGACCCCUGCUGCUCCUGCUCCCACUAAACCUGGAAAACCACUCACAGGGAAGGGCUCGGGGCAAAGGGGCCGUCCUCCAAAGCCGAAGCCCAGUGGAGGAGAGGGGAAAGUGGGCAGACCAAAGCGGAGAGAGGGGGUCCACCUCCCCACCACCAAGGAGCUGGCCAAACGUCAGAGGCUCCCCAGUGUAGAGAACAGGCCCAAAAUCUCUGCUUUCCUACCAGCCAGGCAGCUCUGGAAGUGGUUUGGGAAACCCACUCAGAGACGCGGUAUGAAGGGCAAGGCCAAAAAGCUCUUCUACAAGGCCAUCGUCCGCGGCCGAGAGAUGAUCCGCAUUGGUGACUGUGCCGUGUUCCUGUCCGCGGGUCGGCCCAACCUGCCCUUCAUCGGCCGCAUCCAGAGCAUGUGGGAGUCUUGGGGCAGCAACAUGGUGGUCAGGGUCAACUGGUUCUAUCAUCCGGAGGAGACGAACCCCGGCAAAAAACUCACUGACAAGAAGAACUGGGAUCAGAUGUGUGGUCAGUCGCUACCAGCCGCUCUGCACUCUUCCAUCCAGAGGAAAGACUUCAUGGAGCGCGCCCUGUACCAGUCGUCUCACAGCGACGAGAACGACGUGCAGACGAUCAGCCACAAGUGCCUGGUGGUGAGCGUGGACGAGUACGAGCAGAUGACCCACACGCGCCGCUACGCCGACAGCGAAGACCUCUACUACCUGGCCGGGACGUACGAGCCCACCACCGGCAUGAUCUUCAACACGGACGGAGUCCCGGUCAUCUGCUGAAAACCCAAAUUUGCGAUCCGACUUGGCCGCUCUGGACCUGGCCAGGAGUCAAACCCAACCCAUGGUCUAAUCACUGAUCGUCAUUCCUGAUGGAUCUCGUCACUGCCGUGACUCGAGGAGCUCAACCACUCCAGUACCAUGAUACACUUCAACCUGACUGUCAUGAACAGCUACUACUACUACUACUACUACUUCUACUACUACUACUACUACUACUACUACUACUACAGUCGCAGGAGACACUAUAGACAGUAUUAAAAGGAACAAGUCUCCUGAAACAUUUGCACACACAGACUCCACCAACACAGACUGUUUUGCUCAUGUUGUGUUCACGGGGAAAGUUUAAAAACACACACGAGUACUUCAGUCUAUGUAAAUAUACUCUGCGUAAAUACAGACACAUAUUUACACUCACAUGCACAGACACGUGUAAAUACUCACCCCAUAUUACAAAAACACACACACACACAGUUAUAUAAAGGAAAAAUAUGAGUGUUUUAUUUUCAUGUAAUAGAUUUAUGUCAGAGUACUUUUUUCUAAAGAGGUAAACCGUCGAGAAGCUUUAAUGAACUGUGAAUGAUGAUACAGGAGAGAGGCCUGUGUCUGCCUGUCCGUCUUCUCCCUGCCCCCGGCAGGACGGUCAGGCAGACACACACACACACACACACACACACACACACACGCCGGUGGUGUGACGUUGUGAUUAUGAUGUUGCUGUGGUGAUAUUACAGUCAUGUUACAGUCAUAUAAAUGUAUCUACAGAACAGCAGGAGCGACAGACAGAUGCAAAAAGAGAAAGAGAUGCACAGAAAGAGAGAGCUAGAGACUCCCUCCAUUGCUAUCCAAUAGAGAGCACUUAAGAAAAGAAAAAAAACACUUAAAGUCCUUUAAUUUCACCUCUUCAAUUCCCCUUGACAAUCCGGUGUCACGCGGUGCGGGCAGACUGUCCGUGUGCUACGAGAAAACUUCUGACUCCCUCAGAGACUCAGGCUAAAGAGAGAGGAAGGAAAUAUAGUGCUAUCAAAAGCACUUCCAUUUUAAUUUACCUUUGAGUUCCUUAUCUUGACAGGGAAAAAUCCACCCAGAAACAAUUGAAACAAAAAUGGCUCCCAAUCAUGUGUUUUGGAAAUUUUGCACUGAGGUUGAACAACAGUUAAGGGAGAAGUGGAUCCGAGAGUUUCUCCACGUUGGCCUUUCCAGGGGAAAGUGAGAAAAACAUCCUCUUUUUUUUUAGAAACAUUAUGUAUCAAAUAAAGUAAACCACAACACUUGACUUACAAAGUAACUCCAUGAAUGUGAACUGGAGUCCCACAGGGUGGAUUUUUCCUUCUUUUCUUUUCUUUUUUUCUUUUUUCCGCGGAGGUGUUUUCAGGGUUGUAAACACUGCAGCCGUUCCAAGAUGCACCAAGGUCACGGCACUGAUAUACAGUACGAGGCUGCCGGCACUGAUUCGAUCAACACAAUUCAAUUCUUCACACUCAUCUGUCACCGUUUUGCCACGUUCACGCAGUUUGGCUGCAGUGCUUCUCGACCUCUAGAUGUCCCGUGUCGGAUUGUAUUUUAUAUUUCUUUUCUUUUUUUGCUUCUGCUGUUUAAUUGGUGUCCAUCUUCCCUCCAUAUGAUCACAUUUCGCCCUCCAAGCAAUCAUAUUUGACAUGAGUGCACUUUGAAUGAGCUCCUCUGCAAAGGAGAGUCAUAUAUACUGUAUGUGUGUGUAUAUAUAUAUAUAUGUGUAUAUAUAUAUAUAUAUAUGUGUGUAUAUAUAUAUAUAUAUAUAUAUAUGUGUGUGUGUGUGUAUAUAUAUAUACAUAUACAUAUAUAUAUAUACACGUCUUCCUAGAGUAUUUGCUAACCCCCUCUGCAUGUCAGCGAUGCCCACAAACACACACACACGACCACAUCCCUUUUUACACGUUGUUCUUUUUCGGCUCUCUUAGCUGCUUAUGAAUUCAUUUUUUUUUUUUUCCAUGUGCCUGGUUUAGCCAUUCUUUUAGGGGGAGACUGCUGAAUGUUGUGCUCAGGGUUGUGAGCGUUCGGGUGGCCUUACUCUCCCAGGCCUUACAAUGACGAAUCGCCAAAUCUCUCCUCGGUCCGGCCCCCCGUACUCCCGCCAUUGUCCUCGGCUCCCCGGGGCUCCGGGAGGGAAAUUAGAUCGGUGUUCUCUCCAGUCUGCUGACGUUGGGAAACACCUUUCUUCUUCGUGACGUCGAGUUUAAACAACCCCUCCGUUCCUGAGCUCUUGACCCACUUGGUUACACUAUUGUGUACAGAGUUUGUAUCAGAUAUAUCAGUAUCUAUAUACAGUGAUAUGCUGUAUAUGCAGUUUAUAUCUGCGGUUAUCAUGUUGAUUUUCUUGUACGUUUCUUACCACGUUGCCCUCUCUCUGCGUCACUGCAGGGACUGAUGAUUGUCUUGUUGAUACUCAAAAGUUUUAAUAUUUUCUACUCUAGAGCUGUUUUUAGUUUUGUCCGGAUUCGUCCGAUGUUAUCAUAGGCUAUGUCAUAUUUUUUUAUUCUCGCCGAGGUGGCCGCGUGACGUGACCCCAGAUGUUAACGUUGCUCAUGGGACAUUUACCCCGAUAAACGACAAAAGACGUCCAUCGCCAGGGAAGCGGCAUUUCGGCGCACGUUCGUGUCCAAUCCUGACACGACGGCGAGCCCAGUCAAAUGAAAAUAAGGUUGGGUAAUUUGCUGCUAGACUGCUGGUGCGGAAAGGGGUGUAACAGGUACGGAGUGACUCUUAUUUGCCGAGAUUACUCGAUCGAUUGAUGCCAGGGAAAAGGCAUAUCUGCUGAAGGCCCGGCUGCUCCGCCAGCUGCUGCUCUCGUGUCGCCUCCGUUCGGGGGACAGAAUGAUCCCCGGCUGGCAACCGCAGCCGCGGGAGUGUAAACGGACGGACAAGGUCGUAGCAGUGUUUGCGGAGUGAACAGGUUGAAGUGCCCCCUUAUGAAUCUUUGUUUACCCCCCGGAGCUGCUCAAGCACUUUUUUCUGUCUGUGUGUGUGUGUGAGAGACAUUAAACUCUCAUACCCUUGUAUAGCCACACACAAACAGGCACACCCUCAUAACCCCUUUAAGGUAUGUUAUUGCCUUGCAAUCUCUAUUUAGCCCCCUAUCUCCAUCCAAAGUCAAGCCUUAGGCCUUCAAACAGGGUCCAGCACAAACACACACGCUCACACCAACACAUAUCCCCCUCCCCACUCGCUUUCAUUUGGUGUCAUAUGUGUUUAAUAGCCUGACUUCAUAUAAUUUCUUUCUAUCACCAUUUAUGUUUUGCUUUUGUUCGUGUUCUGUCUUUCUCAGCAAAACAAAAAAUUGUUUAGUAUUUUUUUUUGCUUCACCUCUCUGAACAAUCGUCCACGCCCCUCGAGCAAUACUGCUGACGGGCACCGGGAGCAAGCUGCUAGAGAGAGAGAGGAAUGGGAGCGAGGGCAAAAGAGAGAAUGAGAGAGAGAGAGAAAGAGAGAGAGAGGUGGACUGGAGGCUGGUUCUUCGUCUGCUGUUCCUUCAGUAUCGUUAUCGUCCUGUUACAGAAAGAAAGAGAAAAAAACAGAUUAUUUUGAAAAUAAAUAGAAAAAAAGCAUCUAAGUUUUGUAAAUGAUCCUUCACAGUUGAGGGGAGAAAAAAAGUUAUCAGAAUAUACUUUGUACACGUCUAAUCUUGUAAAAAUUGCAACAAAAAAGGAAUACAUUUUAGAGAUGAAAUCUGAAACCAGAUAUAUUCUGUUGCUCUAUACUGUAUGUGUAAGUAUUUUUUUUUCUUUUUCUUUUUUUUUUUUUUUUUUUACAGACCGCAACCAUGUUUAUCAGUGUUUCUUUUAAAUUGUUUUAGUAACUCAGUAUUUUAUAGUUAAUCAAUAAACAGAUGGAACUGUA
Molecule: messenger RNA, 13520 nt
Organism: Scophthalmus maximus (turbot)
Lineage: Eukaryota; Metazoa; Chordata; Actinopteri; Pleuronectiformes; Scophthalmidae
Gene: tnrc18
Product: trinucleotide repeat containing 18
Exons: 30
Coding region: 330-9647 (3105 amino acids)
Molecular function (GO): chromatin binding
Source: RefSeq, a predicted model, not a curated record